AUGAAGGGUGAUCCUAGCAAGCGCAACCCAGGCAAGCAUUGCCAUUUUCAUGAUGACGUUGGGCAUGAGACCAAUGAAUGCAUUAGUCUCAAGCGUCUGCUGGAUCAGUUGGCUGAAAGGGGUGAUCUGGACUCUUAUGUCAAGAAAUCUAUAGGAAAACAGCCCCCCAAACAAAAUCAGUCGGUCAGGCCAAAAAGACAGAAGUCGGCCGACAGCUCUGACACUGAUGAAGCAGCCAUCAAUACAAUAGCAGGCGGCUAUGCAGGGGGAGGCCCGACUGUUCAGGGAAACAAGGAUAACAUCAGGCAAUUGGAUGUGAACUCUAUUAAUCGAGGUGAGACCUCUGGUACCUCGUUUCUUGAGGUUAUUAUUUCUGAGAAAGAUUUUGGUGGUGUCCAACGGUCGCAUGACGACCCAAUUGUCAUCGAGUGUAAAGUGGCCAACCAAAGAGUCGGCAGGAUACUUAUUGAUACAGGGAGUUCGUCGGACCUCAUCAGCCAUAAGUGCUUGACCAAGCUCAAGUACAGGCUUGAGAGUAUACAGCUUGUCUCCCAUCCUCUCGUAGGAUUUGGUGGGGGAGUCGUCCAUCCGAUUGGUCAAGUUGACUUUCCCGUCCGUCUGGGUGAGAGAGGCGAGGGCCGCCACAUGGUCAUUCGUUUCCUGGUUGUGAAAGAACUUACUGCCUACAACAUGAUCCUUGGGCGCCCCACCCUUAAUGACUCUAAAGCAGUUAUCAUUCCAUCCCUUAUGUUGCUCAAGUUUGAGAAGGAUGACAAAACAGUCGGCUCCAUAAGGGGAGACCAGAGAAUGGCCAGAGAGUGUUACUGA
Chenopodium quinoa (quinoa) is the source of this 828-nucleotide messenger RNA. RefSeq lists its product as uncharacterized. The transcript has a single exon. The record is from RefSeq and is a predicted model, not a curated record. Lineage: Eukaryota; Viridiplantae; Streptophyta; Magnoliopsida; Caryophyllales; Amaranthaceae. Bases 1 to 828 code for a protein of 275 amino acids.